AUGACUGCUCUAGUAACCGGUGGAGGCAGAGGAAUCGGGUAUGCCAUAGUAGAGGAGUUGGGUGGUUUUGGAGCUAAAAUCUAUGUAUGUGACAUAUCCGAGACUUUGCUCAAUAAAAGUUUAAGCGAAUGGGAAAAGAAAGGUUUUCAAGUGAGUGGUUCAGUCUGUGAUGUAACUUCUCGACCCGAGAGAGAAACUUUGAUGCAAAAGGUGAACAAUGUGGGUGGAGUUCGUUCAAAGCCAAUGAUAGAAUAUGAUGCAGACGAUUUUGAUUUCCAUAUUGCAACAAACUUGGAACCUGCUUUCCAUUUUUGCCAACUUUCACAUCCUCUCCUAAAGGCUUCAGGUUAUGGAAGUAUUAUCUUCAUUUCCUCUGUCGCCGGGGUUGUAUCAAUUGAAUCUGGAUCUAUUUGUAGUCUAGCGAAAGGAGCUCUGAACCAGCUAGCAAAAAAUUUGGCAUGUGAAUGGGCAAAAGAUGGCAUAAGGGCCAACGCUGUUGCUCCUAAUGUUAUCAAGACUCCUCUGUCUCAACCUUAUCUAGAUGACGUUAGAUUCAAGAAGGGAUUGUUUGGUAGAACUCCACUUGGUCGCGCUGGUGGGCCAAACGAAGUUGCAUCACUAGCCGUCUUCUUGUGUCUACCUGUAGCUUCCUACAUCACAGGUCAAACCAUUUGUGUUGAUGGAGGCCUCACGGUUAACGGUUUCUCCUAUCAACCGCAUGCUUAA
Brassica napus (rape) is the source of this 726-nucleotide messenger RNA. RefSeq names its product tropinone reductase homolog At2g29320-like. Bases 1 to 726 code for a protein of 241 amino acids. Gene Ontology annotation, molecular function: oxidoreductase activity. Lineage: Eukaryota; Viridiplantae; Streptophyta; Magnoliopsida; Brassicales; Brassicaceae. The transcript has 5 exons. The record is from RefSeq and is a predicted model, not a curated record.